GAGAGCAGCUCCCUUUCAUUCCAGUUCAAUCGUGCAAGCUGCUUUUGUGGAUACGUGACCGAAUCCCAUCCCAAAAAAAAAACCCAUGCAAGAAGCACCCCAAGUGACCAAACCGGGUUAUCGCGAUCCCCAUCCACACACCCCCUGUCAGCACCGUUCUCCAAAACCUGCCCUUCCUUUGAUUUCCUGUUUGCGGAAGUCACGCUCUAGAUAGGCGCGCGCACAAGACGCAUUUGCACAGCCCCUAAAAUAAAUGCAGUGGGACGACGACAGCCUGGGCAAAUGCAUUAAAAUUCCUGGGCUUGGGCACGCGCGCGAGGGGGGGGGGAGUGAGCAUGUCCACACACUACUCAUCUGCAUUUUCAGACCAGCGCCUAAGAAAUGGGAAGUGGGUGCGGGGUGGGGAACUGAAGCACCACAUGAGGAGGGAUAUCGCCGCCCUUCUUUGCACUUUUGCUCCGUGACCCCGCCGCCGAGGGCAGCCCGACAGCCACGCGCCCGAGCUCUCCACAAGCCCCGCGGCGACGGCGAGAGGAAGCGCGCACUGCUUAAGUCCCAGUUACUAUUACUAUACCCGGCAGCAAGAGUGGAGGGGGAAAGGGAGCGGAGGGCGGCGCGCUACACACCCAGGAGGAGACCGUCCAUGUCAAAGAUGAGAUUCUGGACUUAAUGGUCUUACUGGACAGGGAAUAGGAUAGGGGCGUCUCUAAGUGGCAUAGCAGCUGACAUUCUGAGCAGGUAUUUGGAGUCAGUAAUGAACUGGGUGAGAAAAUAAACUGAAGCAUAACCCAAACAAGACAGAGGCGUUGGUAACUUUUUGAAGCAUCCUUGCCCUAAAGCAGCAGAAUGAUGAUCCUUCUUCCUGUGAUGCUUUAUCUGUGGCCUGUAAGCAAUGCUAUUAACGAAAGGAUUUCAAAGCCCAAUAUUGUAUUAUUCAUGGCUGAUGAUCUUGGCAUUGGAGACCUGGGAUGCUAUGGAAACACAACUUCAAGGACUCCUAACAUUGACAAGUUAUCUAAAGAAGGAGCAACACUGACUCAACAUAUAGCAGCUGCACCACUAUGCACCCCAAGCAGGGCAUCUUUCUUGACAGGCCGCUAUUCUGUCAGAUCAGGAAUGGCUAGCCUGCACAAAGUUGGGGUCUUCUUGUUUUCUGCUUCUUCUGGUGGACUCCCUAUGGAAGAAAUAACAUUUGCUAAACUUCUCCAGCAGAGGGGUUAUUCUACAGCUCUCAUAGGAAAAUGGCAUCUUGGGAUUAACUGCAACAGCAGUGAUGACUUCUGCCACCACCCUUUAAAUCAUGGAUUUGAUUACUUCUAUGGGGUGCCUGUGAACAAUCUUAGGGACUGUAAACCUGGUCACGGAAGCGUGUUUGGUGCUGGACUGAAGAUGCACACUCGUGCAGCGCUCCAGAGCAUGGGGAUUGCUCUGAUCUCUUUGGCGGUUCUGAAUUACAUUGGCCUUAUCAGAGUUCCCCGCAGAGUACUGGGCUACUUCUUCUUAAUAGCUGCAGUGAUAGUUGGAGUUUUGCUGCUCUUCUUUUAUAACUUCCGGAACCUUAACUGCUUCUUGAUGCGAAAUCACAGUAUUAUCCAACAACCCUGGAACUAUGAGAACCUCACUCAGAGAUUCACAGAGGAAGCCAAAAGAUUCAUAGGAAGGAACACCAACGCACCAUUUCUUCUUUUUGUGGCUUACACUCAGGUCCAUACAGCUCUUUAUGCAUCCCAAGCUUUCAGAGGAAAAAGCAAACACGGAUUAUAUGGAGAUGCCCUGGAAGAAAUGGACUGGAGUGUAGGGCAGAUUCUCCAUGCAUUAGAUCAAUGGCACCUACGUGAGCAGACUCUUGUGUACUUCACAUCUGAUCAUGGGGCACAUGUGGAAGAAAUAUCAGCCAACGGAGAAGUCCAGGGUGGUUACAAUGGAAUAUAUAAAGGUGGAAAGUCUACAAGUUGGGAAGGAGGGAUUCGAGUACCUGGUCUUCUCCGCUGGCCUGGAGUGUUUAAGCCUAGCACACAUAUCGAUGAGCCUACAAGUAAUAUGGAUAUAUUCCCCACAAUAGUUAAACUUGCUGGAGCAUCACUGCCCAGUGACAGGUAUGGAAUGUUGUUUCAUUUGUCAUAAAAGACGUAACAUCCAAAAAUAACAAACCUCUGCUGCCUUUGAAGGCACUUUCAACAGUCCUAAGAAUAACUUGUUCUCGGUAAUAUUUUAUUUUUUUUUA
Podarcis muralis (Common wall lizard) is the source of this 2224-nucleotide messenger RNA. NCBI's taxonomy places the organism in Eukaryota, Metazoa, Chordata, Lepidosauria, Squamata, Lacertidae. The record is from RefSeq and is a predicted model, not a curated record.